Papilio xuthus (Asian swallowtail) is the source of this 489-nucleotide messenger RNA. RefSeq lists its product as uncharacterized. The record is from RefSeq and is a predicted model, not a curated record. Lineage: Eukaryota; Metazoa; Arthropoda; Insecta; Lepidoptera; Papilionidae. The transcript has 3 exons. Bases 184 to 417 code for a protein of 77 amino acids.
GUAUGAGAUGUUAAGUAACUCAUCAACACUAAUUAAUAUUCGAUAAACGAAGUUCCACCACCAUUACAACAGUUUUGUAACCGGUUCCCGUGUGGACGCACGUACGCCACAUCUUUGUCUGAGAUUGUUUUUAAAAAAAAAAAGAAAGUGUCAGUUUAAAUCUUUUGUUUUUUAUUUUUGAAAAUGGAACGAAGUUUAAAAUUGUUUAUGUUACUGCUCGUUAUUAUCCUUUCUAUGGCGAUAACAUCAGAGUCGUCCGUGCCACAACCCAGAGCACCGAAUUUCCAGUAUUUUGAAAGACCGAAGUACCGCUAUCCAUACUACGACGAGAACGGAAAAGGCAAACUGUUGUACGGCUACGGUGGACCGGACUUGUAUCAAUAUAAAUCCUACUCGCCGCUAGAGGGCAUUCAUUAGGCAUUUUUUUUAUUAUAAUCAUAAACCAAUUAUUAGUUGUAUUAUAGGAUAAUUUUAAUAAAAUGUACUAAG